AUGGCGCCGAGGUGCCGGCCUUGGGGGGCUAUGCUGCUGCUCGCGGCGGCGCUGCCCGCGGCGUGCGGGAACUGCGGAGAGGAGGGCGGCCCGCUGGAGCCCUUCGACGCGCUGUACGCCAGCGGCGUGGAAGCGUACUACGGCGGCGACUUCGCGGGCGCGGCGCGGUGCCUGGAACGAGCGCUGCGCAGCCGGCGGGAGCUGCGGGCGGAGCGGCUGCGGUGCCGGCGGCGCUGCCGGGGGCAGGUGCGGCUGGCGGCGCUGGGCGCGGGGUCCGCCGGGGAGCUGCCCUUCUUCGAGGCGCUGCUGCGGCGCGCCGGCUGCCUGCGGAGCUGCGAGGAACCGCGCCUGGGAGCCGCUUCCCGGCACCGCGCCGCCGAGGAGGUGCGCGCUGACUUCCAGCGCAGGGUGCCCUACAGCUACCUGCAGCGCGCCUACAUCCAGCUGAACAAGCUGGAGGAGGCAGCAAACGCAGCUCACACCUUCUUCAUGGCAAACCCUGAGCACAUGGAGAUACAGCAGGACAUUGAGAACUACAAAACAACAGCGGGGAAAGUCAGCUUGAUCGACCGGGAGGCCAAGCCGCACAUGGAGGAUUACAGUGCUGGGGUCAGGCACUACGACAAGGAGGAGUACGGGUUGGCCAUCGCCUACUUGGAGCGUGCACUGGAAGGGUACUAUGCUGAGGAUGAGGAUUGCCAGAUCAUGUGUGAGGGACCACAGAGGUUUGAGGAACAUGAAUACCUGGAAUAUAAGGCUGGCCUCUACGAAGCUAUUGCAGAUCACUACAUGCAAGUCCUGGCCUGCAAACAUGACUGCGUCCGAGAACUCGCCACGCGCUCUGGCCGCAUCUCACCCAUCGAAAACUUCCUUCCCCUCCACUACGACUACCUCCAGUUUGCCUAUUACAGAGUUGGUGACUAUGUGAAAGCCCUGGAGUGUGCCAGGACCUACCUCCUCUUCCACCCAGAUGAUGAAGAUGUCUUGGAGAAUGCAGCUUAUUAUGAGGGCCUCUUGGAAGGCACCCUGGAUCCAGCCACUAUCAAGCCCAGAAAGGAAGCAAAAGCAUUACUGCGUCGGCACAAGCUGGAGUCCCACCUCCUGCGGGUGGCUGCAGUUGGUCUGGGGUUCACCUACACGGAGCCGAACUACUGGAAGAGGUACGGUGCCCGCCAAGAUGAGCACAGUGUCCCGUCAGGUAUUAGCAGUGAGCCAGAGGAUGGGCCCCGGCUGUCCCUAACAAAGAAACCUGCACCAAAACCAGAUCGAGAGCUGAAGGAGGGGGGUCCGCUUCUCUACAGUGAUGUGAAGUUUGUCUACAACUCACAGCAGCUGAAUGGCACCCAACGAGUGCUACUGGACAACGUCAUCUCAGAGGAGCAGUGCCGGGAGCUUCACAGAGUGGCCAGUGGGAUCAUGUUGGCUGGAGAUGGCUAUAGGGGCAAAACCUCUCCCCAUACCCCAAAUGAGAGAUUUGAAGGUGCCACUGUCCUCAAAGCCCUCAAGUAUGGCUAUGAGGGCCGUGUCCCACUGAAGAGCGCCCGGCUCUUCUAUGACAUCAGCGAGAAGGCCCGCAGGAUCGUCGAGUCCUACUUCAUGCUCAACUCCACGCUCUACUUCUCCUACACGCACCUGGUGUGCCGCACCGCUCUCUCUGGCCAGCAGGAGAGGAGGAACGACCUGAGCCACCCCAUCCAUGCUGACAACUGCCUCCUGGACCCUGAGGCCAAUGAGUGCUGGAAGGAGCCUCCUGCCUACACCUUUCGGGACUACAGUGCCCUCCUCUACAUGAAUGCAGAUUUUGAAGGCGGUGAAUUCAUUUUCACUGAGAUGGAUGCCAAAACAGUGACGGCAUCCAUCAAACCCAAGUGUGGACGAAUGGUCAGCUUCUCAUCGGGUGGUGAGAAUCCACACGGGGUGAAGGCAGUUACCAAAGGCCAGCGGUGUGCUGUGGCGUUGUGGUUUACCUUGGACCCACUUUACAGAGAGCUGGAGCGAAUCCAGGCAGAUGAAGUGAUCGCCAUGUUGGACCAGGAGCACCUAGGACCCAGUGAAAUGAACAUCAACCCAAAGGACGAGCUAUGAACUAGGCCAAAGACUUUUUCUAUUAAAUAUUUAUUUAAUAUUGUUAAUCUUAUUAGAACCUUUUCUAUUUUUGUACAGAGAUGCUGUAUAAAUUAACAGGUUAAUAUGAUUGUGGAGUUUUUGGGAGUGCCUUUUCUGCAUUUAGCACAGCUCUCAGUGGGACCCCUCAUCCCUGUACCAGCAUCUCCUGCUCGGACUGUCUUUGCUGCUGGGGUUCCUUGGAGGACCCCUUUUAUCUUCCUCAACCAGAAGCAGCUGCUUCUCUUUAGCCUCUGCUAGAGAAAUGUCUCAGGUGUGCUGAUGGAUCUCUCUCCCUCUCUUUGCCAAGCUGUAGCUAGAGACCUAGCAGUGCUGCCACAGAAACCACUGCCAGGGUCUUGGUUGGAGCUUACCUCCCUGAGGAGCUUUAUUUUGCUCCCAGCUGCUUUGUCUCCGUGUCUUUUCAGUGCCUUUCUGCUCCCCUCAGCCAGCACUGCCAUUAAAACAGGCAGUGGAGACUUGGCUUUGCUCUUCCUUCUUUCAGCUUCUACCCCCCUCCAACCUUCCAGCCUUAACUGUGGUCUUGUUCCCUCGUCUCACUGGCCCCAGUGUCAGGGGCAAGGAUGGUCUUUUCAGGGGGGUGUUUUCAUCAUCAUCAAAUGGCUUAGGUUGGAAGGAACCUUUAAGCUCCAUGCUCCAACCCCCUGCAGUGCCCUCUGGAUAAACACUGGGCCAGGCUCGGGAGGAGAUGCCAUUACCCCAUGGAAAUCAUGGAAGAUGGAAGGUUGAUGUGCUCCACCUCUUCAGCUGCUGCACCAGCAGGCGAGAACACUGUGAGUGCCCCAGGCUGCUGGUGUGCUUUGGUUCCUGGACCUCACCUCCCAUCCCUAGAGCCUGUUCAAGUGCUGCAGCAGGUUGCCUUCCCAAGAAAAGACUCAUGGUAAUUACUUUCCAGCCCUUUGUGUAACACAGCCCAAGAAGGUACUGGGAAGCAAUGGGUGGCAGCUGGAAAGCAGAAUCGCAGGGUCUGUUGUCCCUUCUAUCCCCUCCCCAUCACACCCAGGGCUUGGCUCCUGUGCUGCACCCUGACCCUGGUCUGUGCUGCUCCCAGGAGCUGGUUUGCUGCUGCAGUGUUAACUUGAGCUGUGCCUAAAUCCAGGGCAAAUAAAACAAAUGAGACACCAAA
This is a messenger RNA of Lagopus leucura (white-tailed ptarmigan), 3250 nucleotides long. It is a transcript of the gene P3H2, whose product is annotated as prolyl 3-hydroxylase 2. Gene Ontology annotation, biological process: collagen metabolic process. Gene Ontology annotation, cellular component: endoplasmic reticulum. Lineage: Eukaryota; Metazoa; Chordata; Aves; Galliformes; Phasianidae. Gene Ontology annotation, molecular function: protein binding; procollagen-proline 3-dioxygenase activity; iron ion binding. The record is from RefSeq and is a predicted model, not a curated record. The transcript is spliced from 15 exons. The coding region runs from base 1 to 2085 and encodes 694 amino acids.